This is a messenger RNA of Physella acuta, 3714 nucleotides long. RefSeq names its product transmembrane protein 128. The record is from RefSeq and is a predicted model, not a curated record. NCBI's taxonomy places the organism in Eukaryota, Metazoa, Mollusca, Gastropoda, Physidae.
CAUAAUUUUACUCCCUUAACCGUGUAGGCUAAUCAUAAUAGAUCUAGUAACAUCGAGCAACCCAUAGGUUUAUAACAAGUAUUUAAUUUAAACACUUAUUGAAAUUGAAGAUAGAAACGCCGCAGGUUGAAUUGGAUCGUGGAGUCGUGACGCCUAACAGUCUGUUACUUAGCAAAGCGUCAAAAUGGCGAACUAUGAGGAGGAAGUAUUCCAUCGACGUGUACAACAAAAGUUUAGUGAGAGGUUUUCAAACGAAUCUACGAAUGAUUCAAACUUUAACCAGAAUAAAAAUGGAAGUUCUGGGAAUCCAGCCGCAAAGCAAUCCCCUUACUGCAUUCAAAAUUUUCUGUGGUUAGGAUUAGCUAUUCUUGUAUUUUAUUUUUCUGACUUCGGUAAAGUUGUGAUUUAUGACCAGCGCAUAAAAGGGUCAUGGUUUUGGACUGGUUCCUUUUUUAUGGGUCUCCAUGCAAGCAUAGCAAUUUUUCUUAUUUUCUGGUUGAGCUUUUGGAAGAAAAUAAGUUCUGAAGAAUGGGAAAACAAAUAUCCCAGGGCAGUACCUAUAGCAACAGCAGCAUUUAUUUUAGGAAUUAUAUGUUUAUCUGUCAGCCUUUGGCCUGUUUGGGGAUGGCUUACUCCAGUUAUCUUAUUGAUUUUAUUUAUGGGAGGAGUGGUUAUAAUAGCAAUGCUUGGUUGAUUAAAAUGUGAUUAUUUCAAUGCAAAACUUCUUGCUGAUUUUAUAUUUUCAAUUAUUUUAGUACAUUGUUUUUUAACAAGUCACAGACAAGAUAUUUUACAAUAUUUUGUCAUACCAUUUUAAGGAACCACUGUUAUUGAUAACAUUUUGAACACUGGAUUUGUUUUAAUUAUACAUGUUUUAAAAUGAAAUUCUUUGGUAUAAUAGUUCUGUGUAGGUUUUGCCAAUUCUUCUGCUUUGAAUGAUAUAAUGUAAGAAAUGAAACAUUAUACUCAACUUUUUUUAAUAUAUUUAUAUUAGUUCACUUUGACUUUGGCAUUCAAGCACUGGCAUAUGAAAGGGGUAGAUUGUUUUCCAAUUGUUUUUCAAAAGUAGACAUCCAUCUUUGUAUAUGGUUUGUGAAAUAAUAACUUUCAAUCUUGGAGUUUGGAGCAUUAAAAAAAACUAUCACUUCAUGAAGUGAAAUUUAUUAGAUGAUGGGGGAAAAAACAAAAGCAAUGCUGUUUAAAAAGUAUUUAAAACUUUUUUAUUAAGCAGAACAUACAAAACUAUAAAUUAAUAACCCACAAGACACCACAAUAUCAAUUUUUAAAAAUAUAACAUGAAUACAAGUUAAGAAAGGAAAAAAAGUUUUUUAAAAAAUCAAUUAGUUAAAUAGAUUUUUCAAGUAGCUACUGUUAUAUUGUAACUCAAAUUCUUUAUUUCUAAGGAUGAAUUAUGGGAAUGACAUUUCAAAAUAAAAAUUAACUAAUUUAAUUUUUGAAUGGGAAAAUAUUUAAAAAAUAAUACUGUUUUUUUAUAAAACACUAGAUAUGAAAUGUUUUAUAAACCAAACUACAUAUCAAGUAGAGAGAUAUCCAUAAUAAUUUAAAGUUGUUUACAUAGUUACCAUAUAUAUUCAAGCUAAUAAUAUUUCUAAAAAUAAAAAAAAAAACUACUUUCAUUAGAAAAACCACUCUCUAAUAAGUUAUAAUAACACUUAUGAAUCCUGAAAAAAAAUUCACUGGUGAAUAAUAUUUGUUAUGGCAUUAUAUAUCAAAUGAAUAACAACAACAAUGGGGCUAUGUUUUAGUAUUUAUGGAAACAAUUUAGUACUACUGUGAAAUUAAAACAUGACCAGAGAAUGCUUAAUUACAUUAUAGUAUAGUAUCUCUUUGGCAUCAAGUUACUUGACAAUUAAAAAAAAGCCUCUUAAAAUAAUCUAGCUUUUUUUUAAAUUACUAUAUUCCUAUUACAUUUGCCUAACAUGUUCAAAAUCUAAAUAACCAUUAAAGGUAAUUGAAAUAUGGGUUUUAAACAACACACUAUACUGAAGGCUUCUUAAGACAAGAAAGUAAACAAUGCAAAGAAAAACAUAGGAAUCCUUUUCAACAAAAACUAUAGACCUGAAGAAAGUAGCCUAAUAGUAGCAAAUUAUAAAAAUGGAUUUUCUAACAUGCACUCUACAUUUAAAACACUGCAAAAGAGAGAAAAAUUCAGAUAUUAAAAGUAAAGCAAAGUUUUUAAAAGUAUUAAGUGCGUGUUCACCUAGUUAUUAAUUGUGAAACAUCUUGUCAAAGCUCUAUUUUAGAAAUUAUUGUUACUAGAAUUUUAAUACUGAAGAAUAUUUGUGAUUCCUUGCUUGUAUAGAUUUUAGAAAAGGUUAAUAGGUACUUUAGGAGCCAACUAUGAAGUGUUUGAAAUUCUUUUAACUGUUUGUUUUAACUAAGCAAUAGAUUCAGUUGUAUUAUUAGGUAAGAGAACUUUUUUUUAAAGAAAAUCAUUACCUAUUGAUGUCUAUCUAUGUCUGUUAAAUUUUAAAACAAAUGAGCUUUGAUUACACAAUGUGUUUAAAUAAUUAAAAUACGAUCAACAAUAGAAAUAACAUUUACAAAUUAUUUUAAAAAUCAAGAAAAUACCUUACUAUAUUAGGACUUAAAAUAAUUUUUCAAGUUAUUUUGAAUUGGACUAGAAAACUACUUUCAGCAGUUUUUAGAAGUAAUAAUGUUAUGGACAAUUUAUUUUUAAGUGGCCAACUUUUCCCACAUUAUAUAUUGAAGGCUAAAUGUUUUUUUCUCACAGAAGUUAGUAAAUGAUUUAUUCUUUAAAAAUUAAAUUAUUUUUUAUUUCAUUAAACUUGUAAAAUAUUACUUUUUAGAUGAUAAAGCAGAAAUUGUUUAUUAUGUUAAACGUGGUUAAUUAUGGAAAAUAAUUAAUUCAUCAACUCUAUAAAUGUAAACUUAAAAAUAUUUAUACAUAAAAUGAUAAGUAUGUUUAAAAUAUAAUAUUUUGAACUUAUUGAAUGAGUUUUAACUCGAGGGGGAAUCAGUGAUGAAAUUUGACCACUUAUUUAAAUUUAUAAAUUAUAAUAACUAAACAAUAGAAACAGCUGUAAACCUUUACUAACAAGUCCCAAGUGGUUUGAGAUUUUGAUCUAGGAUUUCAAUUUAAUUGUAACAAGAAAAUUAGACACCAUUUAAGAAAAAAUUGUUUAAUUUAAAAAUCUCCAAAAAGAAUUGGAGCAAAGUUAAUCUUUUUUUUAAUUAGUACACAAUAUAUUCCAUAAUUUCUAAAACAUAAAACAAAUUUACAUAAUUUCUAAUUGGGAAAGUGAAAUUUUAAAUUUCUUAAAAACUCAACACUCCUACUAAAAAUACAAAACUUUGUCCCAAACCAUUCUACUUCUGCUAAAAACACAUGCACUCAUUUAAAAAAGCACAACAUUGACAAUAUGAAGUGAACUGUAUUGCAGAAAUGCUUAUAUUUUAUGUACAUUAGAAAAAAAAAACAAAUAAAAGUUAAAAAAUAAAUAUGUCUUUAAUCUUUUCAAAAAUGCCAUAGCUGCCAUGCCAGUUAUCUAGGAAAAAAUAUAAUACAAAAAUUGACAUUUCCAAAAGUGAAGUAAAAUAAAAAGUAAGAUUGAAAAUAUAUAAAUAUUUGAAUUUAUAACAGAAAAAUGGGUUUCAAGGGUUUAAAGUAUUUUUAAAAACUGCCGACUAAUUCUGAAUGCAUUUUUAUGCAAUAAUAAAUUUAACCCUUCU